Molecule: messenger RNA, 1865 nt
Organism: Erythranthe guttata (spotted monkey flower)
Lineage: Eukaryota; Viridiplantae; Streptophyta; Magnoliopsida; Lamiales; Phrymaceae
Source: RefSeq, a predicted model, not a curated record
GAGAUGACGGCAUCGACAUCGAAACCCCAAACGACGACGGCGAAGAAAUGGGCGGCGCUUCUCCCAACGACGCCAAUUCCAUCGGCAGUGGCAGCGGCGGCGACGCCACUUCUUUCUUCUCCCUCCACACCUACCUCCCCGACGGGGACAUCGAUCUCGAACCCUACGAGGGUAUGGAGUUCGAGUCCGAGGAGUCCGCAAAAGCCUUCUACAACUCGUACGCGAGGCGAGUUGGGUUCAGCACCCGGGUCAGCUCCUCACGCCGCUCCAGAAAAGACGGCGCCAUCAUACAGAGAUCAUUCGUCUGUGCAAAAGAAGGGUUUCGCAAUCUGAACGAAAAACGAACCAAAGAUAGAGAAAUCAAACGACCUAGAACCGUAACUCGGGUAGGCUGCAAAGCCUCAUUAUCCGUCAAAAUUCAAGAUUCUGGAAAAUGGGUCGUCUCGGGUUUCGUCAGAGAGCACAACCACGAGCUUGUUCCUCCAGACCAAGUGCAUUGCCUCCGCUCCCACCGCCAAAUAUCAGGCCCCGCCAAAACCUUGAUCGACACUCUUCAGGCUGCCGGAAUGGGCCCGCGGAGGAUCAUGUCCGUGCUCGUUAAAGAGUAUGGUGGGAUUAGCAAAGUAGGCUUCACCGAAGUGGAUUGCAGAAACUACAUGCGUAAUAAUCGGCAAAGAAACAUGGAGGGGGAUAUUCAGCUUCUAUUAGACUAUCUAAAGCAGAAGCAAUCCGAAAAUCCUUCGUUCUUCUACGCUAUCCAAGGGGAUGAAGAUCAGUACACGGGUAAUGUUUUCUGGGCCGAUCCGAAAUCAAGAUCCGAUUAUAACCAUUUUGGAGAUACAGUCACAUUCGACACUACUUACAGAUCGAAUAGGUAUAGAUUGCCCUUUGUGCCAUUUACUGGAUUGAACCAUCAUGGACAACCUGUGCUCUUCGGCUGUGCUUUCCUAAUCAACGAAUCGGAAGCAUCAUUCGUGUGGCUAUUCAAAACUUGGCUGUCUGCUAUGUUUGGCCGUUCUCCAUUAUCAAUCACCACCGAACACGAUAGUGUCAUCCGCUCGGCUAUAAUGCAGGUUCUCCCAAAUACUCGCCACCGUUUCUGCAAAUGGCACAUGUUCAAACAGUGCCAGGAGAAACUGUCACAUGUUUAUUUCGACACGAUGAACACUUCUCCGGUUCUGAAAACUCCUUCUCCAAUGGAGAAACAAGCAUCGGAGUUCUACACGAGAAAGCUGUUUACGAGAUUUCAAGAGGAAUUGGUCAGCACACUCACUUUUACAGCAUCCAAAGUGGAUGACAAUGGAGAAGUCACCACUUAUCGAGUGGCGAAAUUUGGUGAAGAGCAUAAAUUUUACCAUGUGAAUUUCAAUGUUCUUGAGAUGAAAGCUAGUUGCAGCUGUAGAAUGUUCGAGUUUUCAGGGCUUCUUUGCAGACACGUGUUGGCGGUUUUUAGGGUGACAAAUGUUCUUACACUUCCGUCUUAUUAUAUAUCGAAAAGAUGGACGAGAAAUGCGAAAAGUAGCGUUGUAUUGGAAGAACGGGCUAUAGAUCCGUUCAACGGUUAUUUGGAGUCUCAUACCGUUCGGUACAAUACCCUCAGGCACGAGGCUUUCAAAUUUGUGGAUGAAGGAGCUGAGUCUGUUGAAUCAUACAAUGUGGCUAUGGCGGUUUUGAUGGAGGCUUCGAAUAAAGUUGCUUUUGCUGUAAAGAAUGAGGGGAAAGCUUCUGUGAAUAAUGGUCCUAUGAGGAAUAAGUCGAGUUAUUGUAGGAGCGAAGGUGAAGGCAGCUCAACUCAGCAACUAUCUGAGGUUUGUUAUUUCUCUAACUUAUACUUUGUGAAGUUGCGGGCUUUUUCUACUUCUUAA